AUUGUAUAGUGUUGUUUUAGAACGAUUUGUAAGACUGAUUGAAAAAAUUUAAACCUACUUUGAUGAAUUAUGUUUAAGUUUUUUAAACAAAACAAAUCAAAUAAUACCGAAGAAGACACAUUGGUAGAUGAUUUUGUCUUUAUCGACCUUUCGAAACCAAGAACACCAAGAACAAUAACAAAGCCUUUAGGUGAAAUAGAUCCCGAAUUUUACAAGAACAAACCAACAGUUUCUCAAAACAACGAACCAAGCAACAACUUAGUUGGGGAACUAUGCGGCAAACUGUUUUUUGGUCUCCAAUACGAAAAAGAUUUAGACAGUCUCACUGUUCAGCUGUUCAGUGCUAAAGAUUUACCAGCCAAAGAUAUGAACGGCUUAUGUGAUCCAUAUGUUAAAAUAUUUCUAGCUCCAAAUAAGAAGAAGAAAUUUCAAACCAAAGUACAAAUGAAAAACAAGAAUCCGGUGUUUAAUGAAACUUUCAUCUUCAAUGUUGUAUACGAAGACUUAAGAAAACGGUAUCUUCAGUUCUCGGUGUACGAUUUUGAUCGAUUUUCCAAACAUGAUUUAAUCGGACAAGUCAUUUUCAAAAAUUUAGAUGAGGUAGCUGAUUUGAGGCAAGAAGUCGAAUAUACCAUGGAUAUUAUACUACCACCUAGUGAAAAAGAACAACUGGGGGAACUAAAUCUUUGUUUGUGUUACCUUCCAACAGCAGGAAGAUUGACAGUGACCAUUCUAAAAGGUCAUAAGUUAAAAGCAAUGGAUAUCGGUGGAAAAUCAGAUCCUUACGUCAAAGUGUAUCUUGUCUCUCAUGGUAAAAUAGUCAAAAAGAAAAAAACUCGCGUGAGGCACAAAACGCUCUCCCCUGUAUAUAACGAAGCCUUAGUUUUUCAGGUGCCACAUGAGACUAUUAAAGAUGUUGCAUUUGUGAUACAAGUUAUAGACUACGAUAGAAUUAGUAAAAACGACUUGAUGGGCUUUGUGGUUAUUGGACCGAACGUCGAGGGCCAAGCUCAUGCUCAUUGGAUAGAAAUGAUGCAGAAACCCAGGAAAAAUAUAACUCGAUGGUAUCCCCUCUCAGAAACUUUGCCAGAUGAUAUAAACAUAGUUAAGGAAGGUACUUUUGUGAAAAAAUUGAACUGUUUUGGUAAUAAAUGAAAUAUAUUGGUUAAA
Messenger RNA from Diabrotica virgifera virgifera (western corn rootworm), 1170 nucleotides. RefSeq names its product synaptotagmin-10-like. Gene Ontology annotation, biological process: regulation of calcium ion-dependent exocytosis; regulation of dopamine secretion; calcium-ion regulated exocytosis. Gene Ontology annotation, cellular component: membrane. The record is from RefSeq and is a predicted model, not a curated record. The coding region runs from base 70 to 1155 and encodes 361 amino acids. Lineage: Eukaryota; Metazoa; Arthropoda; Insecta; Coleoptera; Chrysomelidae. Gene Ontology annotation, molecular function: clathrin binding; phosphatidylserine binding; calcium ion binding. The transcript has 8 exons.